CGGAUAAUUUAAACCCGGAAUUAUCAAAAGCUUUCUUUAGCCCCACGAAAAAAAUGUCUGCUCCAAAGAUUUGUUCCAAAACUCUUAAGCUUAACACCGGAGCUCAAAUCCCAGCUGUCGGGUUGGGAACCUGGAAGAGUACAGAUGAAGAGUGCUACGAUGCCGUCAUGGCGGCAUUGAAGUCUGGUUACACACACAUCGAUACUGCUAGGAUUUACGGCAACGAAGCAGCAGUAGGUAAGGCCAUCAACGAUUUUCUCAAGGAAACAGGAACCCCAAGAGAAAAGCUAUUUAUCACCACUAAAUUGUGGUGCAUUGAUUGCAAGCAUCCAGAAAAAGCCUUGAAGGAAUCUUUGGCAAGGUUAAACCUGAACUACGUCGAUCUCUAUCUUCAGCACUGGCCAGUUGCAAUACCACCUGGUGAUGAAUUGAUGCCCACUGAUGAGAAUGGUUUCCGCAAAGUUUUACCCUUUGAGGAGUGGAACUACAUUGACACAUACAAAGGCAUGCAACCGCUAAUAGAAUUGGGUUUAACCAAAGCCAUUGGCAUUUCAAACUACACUAUCCCUAAGAUUGAAAAGUUGCUAAACGAUCCCGAGAUUACUAUUGUCCCAGCAUGCAACCAAGUUGAAAUGCAUCCUUGCUUGCCCCAGGACGAUCUUCUCACGUAUUGCACCGAGAAAAACAUUGUUGUCCAGUGCUACUCCCCAUUGGGAUCCACAGGUGCCCCAGUUUUAGAAAACGAAACACUCAAGUCCAUCGCUGAGAAAAAAGGUGUUGCACCUGCAUGUAUCGCUCUUUCCUGGGGAGUUGCCAGGAACACGGUGGUCUUACCAAAAUCAGUCAAUCCGAAGAGAAUUGCCUCAAACGUAGAAGUCAUUGACCUCUCCGCCGAAGAGGUUAAAGCCAUCGAAAAGAUUGGCGUUGAAUCUCCAAGAAGAGUCUGCGAUCCAAAAUGGGGUACAAAAAUUAACGUUUUCGCAGAUAGUGACCGCUAUUAAAAAGCUCAAAAGUAAAUCUGGUAUACAAGUUUUCAUUAUAAUUACAUUAUUGUUGUUUAAUAACUUGACUCUAAUUUUUCCUGUAAAAAUCUUCUCGACUCAGAUCUUUUACCUAAGAAGUUGUCCAGCUGAUUCAUUUUCACGUCAAUAUUAUCAAGUAAGUUUUGAUAAAAAUCCUUUCCCUGAAUGAGGUUGCCUACGA
Pichia membranifaciens NRRL Y-2026 is the source of this 1203-nucleotide messenger RNA. RefSeq lists its product as hypothetical. The transcript is spliced from 2 exons. NCBI's taxonomy places the organism in Eukaryota, Fungi, Ascomycota, Pichiomycetes, Pichiales, Pichiaceae. Gene Ontology annotation, molecular function: aldose reductase (NADPH) activity. The record is from RefSeq and is a predicted model, not a curated record. Gene Ontology annotation, cellular component: cytosol. Bases 54 to 1001 code for a protein of 315 amino acids.